Molecule: messenger RNA, 4253 nt
Organism: Hippocampus zosterae (dwarf seahorse)
Lineage: Eukaryota; Metazoa; Chordata; Actinopteri; Syngnathiformes; Syngnathidae
Gene: usp21
Product: ubiquitin specific peptidase 21
Exons: 11
Coding region: 362-1660 (432 amino acids)
Biological process (GO): protein deubiquitination
Cellular component (GO): cytoplasm
Molecular function (GO): cysteine-type deubiquitinase activity
Source: RefSeq, a predicted model, not a curated record
UGACAUCGGUGACGGGGCACGACAGAGGUAGACUUUCAUUUCUAGCCUGCGCGCACACACACACACACAGGGACAAACGCAGGUGCGCACACACACACACACACACACACACACGCAUGCAUGCACACGGCACACAGUGAAACAGUAGACGCAUCCCCUCUAUGCAUUUUUAAAAGCUCAGCAGGUGAUGGGAACACUUAGGUCGGGACUCUUUGUUCGCAGAUAAGCUCGACCAAGUGAUCAGGUGACUUUUCUCUGUGUGGAGGCUUAUGAGCUGCCGCAAUGUUGCCAUCAUCACCUUCACCCCGCAUGUGAAAGAACAACCCCCCUUCUUGAGAGCCUCGGUGGUAGAUACGUCAGAAUGCCGGGAGCCGACGGCACCAACCAGGAGGGUUCUUGCAAGGCCUUGUGUCGAAACCUGGUGUCCCAGAACGGCCUGCAGAGAGAGACAGCUGAUAUUUCGCAGUCUGUCCUCUAUACCUCCCUGAUGGGGCUUCUGCUGGUUGCCGACAAUGAGAAGGAGCUCCUCGCAUUAGGAAGUGGAAGGGCUGGUCUUAGAAACAUUGGCAACACGGUAAGUGAAGAGUUUUCUUCCCUGAGCAUUAUUUGGGGUCAGCAUGGUUACUCUGCUGUCUGGCUGCAGUGUUUCUUGAACGCAAUAGUCCAGUGUUUGUCUCACACUCGCGGCCUGCGGGACUACUGCCUCUUAAAGUCCUACAAACAUGACAAAUUUUCCAAGGAGGAGCCUAGACUCACAGAAGCUUUCGCUCAGGUAUUGUCCGGACUUUGGGAUUCAAAAGAAGAGGACACGGUUGUAAAUCCAAGACAGUUUUACAAUAUUUUCAGAGACACUGUGCCUUACUUCAGUGGUUAUAGUCAGCAGGAUGCUCAGGAGUUUCUCAGGUUUCUUUUAGAAAAGCUACAUACUGAAAUCAACCGCAAGCCCUACAAUCGUCGGCCACUGAAGGACCCCGAGCAAAAAUAUGCCAGAUUUAGGAUUUCUGAAGAGGCAGCUGCAACAUGGAAGAAGCAUUUAGACAACGAUGACAGCAAGAUCGUCGAUCUGUUCUCGGGCCAGCUGCGCAGCUCGCUACACUGCUCUGUGUGCUCUCACUACUCCAACACAUUCGAUGUGUUCUGCGACCUGUCGCUGCCCAUCCCCAAACGCUGCACGGCUGGAGAGGUGACGCUGAAGGAGUGCCUGGAUCUCUUCUCUCAGGAGGAGAAACUGGACAAGGACAAUUCACCAUGUUAUGUGUUGCAGAUGUGCGAGAGGUGUAACAGGCAUACAGAAAGCACCAAGCGCUUGUCCAUCCAGAGGUUCCCCAACGUUAUUGUGAUCCAUCUGAACCGUUUCACAACAUCACGGUGGUCAAUCAGUAAAAGCACAACCUACGUGUCCUUCCCACUCACCAACCUUGACCUUGGGCCCUACGGACCUAUUGACUGUGGAGCGGUGUUGUAUGAUUUAUAUGCAAUAUGUAACCACGUGGGGGCUGUCAACAUGGGUCACUACACAGCCUGUUGUUCUGAUGAGAAUGGAUGGUGUUACUACAAUGACUCCAGUGUGUCAGCGAUUUCUGAGACGCAGCUUCAGACCAAUCAAGCCUACGUGUUAUUCUAUCAGCGCAGUAACAACGCAAUCACUACAAGGAAAUAGACCCCGGAAAGCCAGUCAGAGACAUUUUUACCGUCAAAGACCAUGGAAACCAAUGCGGUGCAGCCAUGCUCGGAUUCAUCAACUUUUCAAUCCCAAGAAAAUGUGCACUCUAAGAGGCAGAUUAGAUAAAUCAGGACCACAAUGUGUGUGUGUGUGUGGGGGGGGGGGGGGGGUGUGAAGAAAUGAUUUGGUCAAGGAGAAGAAUCUGAAGAGAGUGGGGGAUAAAACAGCUGCUUUUCCUUCAGAGUAUUUAUGCCCAAAUUGUGAGACCUGCAUGUGAACAUUGAAGCAAAGCUCUCAUGAUUGACAUGAUUCAUCCUUGAUAAGAUCUCGUACCUCUGCUCAAGAUCUCAAGGAUAUGGAACUAUCAUACAAUCAUGGUAUUUCCAUUCAUCCAUUAUCUGAACAGUAGUAUGCUCAUGAGGGUUACGUGCGUGCUGGAGCCUAUCACAGCUGUCACCCGGCACACCCUGAAUCGUUUGUCAGCCAAUUGAAAGUGUCCAAAAAGGAACGUGUCAAAUCUUAUUCAGGCAAAUCAUCAUAAUCCACAUGCUCAAUUCAAAACUAUUGAUUCUGCACUUAAGAGCCGUCAGCCUAUUUGCAUAUAUCAUCCCCUAAAAUGUGCAAUAGAUUUUUGCAGUUUUUCACUGACAAGAUUGAUACAGCUAGCGCUCCUGUUGCGAAUGCCGGAUUUGACCCCUCUGCCUACGUUCUUUGUUCUACAGUGUGGGAUUCCUUUGAAGCGGUUUCUUUCACUUUUUUGGAGGAUUUGCCAAAUUAACACCUUCUGACUCAAUUCUAUAAGGAGGUUUUCCUCAGUAUUGGUCAAUUUGUUUCAGCAGUCUGUCUUCUGGUGUCGUCCUCCAACAUUUUAAACAUGCUGUAGUGCAACACCUGCUGAAGAAACCUGGCCUUGAUCAAGAUGGGAUGACUAAUUUUAGACCAAUUUCCAGGCUGCCUUUUAUUUCAAAAAUACUGGAAUACUGGUACACACAGUAAAACUCUUUCUUGGAUAAGCACACUGUCAUGUCACAGUCAUUUUCCACUCAGCUUUCAAGAGGAUGCAUAGCACAGUCAGCCCUGUUACGAGUUUUCAAUGAUAUCCUCUGGGCAAAUGUGACCAGAUACUACAUGUGUCUAAUUUUGUUGAAUCUAACUGUAGCAUUCGGUACAGUGGACCACAGUAUUCUGCUGGCUCGUUUUCAGGAUCAGGUGGGCAUUAGAGUUGUUUAUAUCCUAUUUGACUGACAGGAGUAUUUGUGUUUCAAUUAACCUAGGUUGCUCUGAGUCCUGUAUUGCACCUCUGUCGUAUGGUGUUCCCCAGUGUUCUAUUUUGGGGCCCUCGCCCUUUUCACUGUAUUUGCUGGCUUUAGGUUCCAUCCAAAGAAAACAUGGUAUUACCUUCCACUGCUAUGUGGAUGACCGACAGAUCUCUGUCCUGCUGAGCAAAAAGAAUGUGUUGUCCUUCAGACCACAAGGGACGGUGUUUGGUCCCUUGUAUAUACCACCCUGCUGACCUGGGCCCCCUAGAGUCUUUUAUAAAGCCAACUGUCUCGAACUUGGCUUUUAAAUUGGAUAGUGAGUUUAAAUUGGAGGGGCAAUUAGGUGCUGAUGUUAAAUCCAGCUUCUUUCAUUUUAGGCAGCUGGCAAAGGUAAAGCCAUUCAUUCCUUUCCCAGCAGCAGUGAAACGGUGAUCCUUUAUCACAUCUUGGCUACAUGAUUGUAAUGCACUUUUUUGGAAUUAGGCAGUUCUCCCUCAAGCAUCUCCAUUUGGUCCAAAAUGCUGUUGCUCACCUCCUAACUGGAGCUUCUAAGAUGGAGCGCAUAACCCCAAUUCUGGCUUUCCUUCACUGGCUCCCAGUGUAUUUUCGACUCUAUUUUAAGAUACUUCUAUUUGUUUGCAAAUCUUUAAAUUGCCUCACCCCAGCUUAUCUCUCUGAGCUCUUCCACCCCUGCGCACCUGUCUGAUGCCUCAGGUCUGCGGACCAGACGCUACUGGAGGUGCAGAGGACCUAGUGCAACCUCAGAGAGGAUCGAGCCUUUUCUGUUGCCAGUUUUCUGCCUCUGGAAUGACCUGCCAUUAAAUGUUAGGCUAUCCCCCUCCCUGUCAAUUUUUAAAACUCAUUUGAAGACACAUCUUUUUUCCUUGACUUCCAACCCAACAGGAGACUGACAAUGUUCUGUUGAUCUCUGGCAUUUUUUGUAUAUUAGUUAGUAUCAUUAAUUUGUGAGUUAAUUUACGGUUUUCAACAUCUUUUGUUGUUGUAUUAUUGUUGUUUUAUGUUAUUUGGAAAGUGCUUUGUUACAGCUGCAGCUGUAGUGAAAUGCAUUGCACAAAUAAUGUUGUGUUGUAUUGUAUAGUAUUGUAUUGUAUGAAAACUCCACACAGGAAGGCCGGGGCCCAAAAUCAAACCCAUGACCUCUGCACUGUGAGGCGGACAUACUAACCAGUCGCCCACCGUGCCGCCCAAUCGUGUCAUAAUAUUAUAUUAUUUUGUUUCCAAUCUUUGUGCCACCAUUCUGUGGAAGUGUAUGUAAAUAGACAAAAGGAAUAAAGGUCUACAUUUUAAAAUAAUGUUUUCAAGCGAAUGCA